AUGGCAAGUGGAGCCACGUCAGCAGUGCUGACGGUGCAGCAGCUGAGUGCACGUGCGGCACGCAUCAUGUGCUCAACGCCGUGGGGCCGACUCACACGACCCGACGUGCGGUUACCACACGUCCAGGACUUCACACGCUUCCUGGAAGCUUCUCAUUGCAGCCUGCUGCAGUCCCUUAAGAUCCCAUCCUCAGCCAUUUUCCACAGCUACACCUAUCUGAUGAACAGCUUUGCAGCGCAGCUCACCGCUGCAGAGGUGAGGCGACUCAAAUUGCACCCAGCAGUGGCAGACGUGGAGAGAGACCGCACAGUGCGAGUGACCUCGGUGCACUCCCCCCAGUUCCUCAAGCUCGACUCGAGCCUGUGGCCGGCGAAUGGCGGGCAGAGCAACGCAUGA
Closterium sp. NIES-65 is the source of this 396-nucleotide messenger RNA. The record is from the annotation of a GenBank genome assembly. NCBI's taxonomy places the organism in Eukaryota, Viridiplantae, Streptophyta, Zygnematophyceae, Desmidiales, Closteriaceae.